Messenger RNA from Abrus precatorius (Indian licorice), 435 nucleotides. RefSeq lists its product as uncharacterized. The transcript has a single exon. NCBI's taxonomy places the organism in Eukaryota, Viridiplantae, Streptophyta, Magnoliopsida, Fabales, Fabaceae. The record is from RefSeq and is a predicted model, not a curated record. Bases 1 to 435 code for a protein of 144 amino acids.
AUGGCUAGUAGAAGUAGAGGUAGAGGUAGAGAAGCUCGAGACACUGAGGAUCCUAUGGAAUGCAUAGCUCAAAUGCUGGAAGCCUUGGUGCACAACCAAGGUGGAGAACCAGCGGAGUACAGAGGGUUGUCUGCCUUCACUAGGCAUGACCCUCUAAAGUUUGAAGGAGGGUUUAAUCUUAAAGGAUCCCAGAGGUGGGUGGCUGACGUGGAGAAAGUAUUCAAUGCUAUGGGGUGCCGUGAGGAGCACAAGGUCCCCUAUGCCACCUACUUGUUGUGUGGGGAGGCUGAAGAUUGGUGGAGAUUUGCUAGCCAGACCUUGCCACAAGAAGAUGGCUAUAUACAGUGGGAGGCCUUCAAGACCAUCUUCUUGGGAAAUUACUUUCCCCGAGACCUGAAGAAACAGAAAGCCAGGGAGUUCCUUAAGCUGAGAUAG